Molecule: messenger RNA, 1449 nt
Organism: Pelagomonas calceolata
Lineage: Eukaryota; Pelagophyceae; Pelagomonadales; Pelagomonadaceae
Source: the annotation of a GenBank genome assembly
CUAGAAAGCACACACAAUAGCCCUAGUCAUCAGCGCAAUGGCCCUAAACGCAGCGCCCGAGCGCCGCUCUAGCACUGUCUCCUGAGAGCGCUGCCUGCGUAGGACGAGAGCUGUGCUCCAGUUUGUACACAGCUCUCCGAGCCAUGGCAGAGGCCCUCGCCACCCUCUCCCUGCAAGAAGACGCCUCAAAAAAACAAAAAGCAACAUUAUACAUCGUCAGCCCCUCGGGCAAGCCCGUCUGGUGCAGCGACGGCGGCGUGGACCCCGGGCGCCUCGCGACGACGUCCGCCGUCGUGAGCGCGUGCGUCGCGAUCGCAUCAAUAAAUGAGAUCGACGCCGGCGACCGUAAAAUUGUGAUUGAUAGACGAGGAGAACUCAUCUUCGUGGCGAGCGGCGUCCGCGAGAGCGCCGCGGCGCUGCGCCGCUGCACGGCCGCGGCGCACGACGCCGUGCUCUCGAGCCUGACGGACAAGAUCCACGCCGCGCUCAAGCAGCGGCCGAACGCCGACGUCGCGGCGUUGUUAGGCAGUGCGAAGCUCGUGUUGGCCGGCCUGGCGCGGUCGUGGGACCGGUCUCUAUCCAUCCUAGGGCCGCUCGGCCUCGCGACGGAGAGCGUAUCUACGGUGCCGCUGGAACGGCGCGUCCGCAAAGCUAUUCAGAGGGAGCUGAAGGACGCGGUCGCCUCGUUGAAACCGGUGCCCGUCGUCUGCGCCGCCCUGCUCUGGAAGAACCGCCUCGCGGGCCUGGCGAAGCCUAGGACCGUUUCACUGGAAACGCGCGACGUGGCGACGCUCGUCAACUUUCUGAGUUCGCAGCGGAGCGCGCUCUCGAGUGGGGCCGCCGCGUGGACGCCCGUGUGCCUGCCCGUGUUGGGAUCGCAGGGCUUUUUGCAUGCCUACGUCGCGGGCCUCGGGGACGACGCCGUGCUGGCGCUGGUCGGCGCGGCGCCGGACGCCUUCGAGCGGUUCCACGCGAGCCGCGCGCGGCUCGAGGCCGCGCUCCUCGAGGCUGGGGCGUGCCGGGCGGUGUGGAAAUUAACCAACGCGGAGAUCUUCGUCGCGUCGAUGGCGUGGGGCACCUAAAUUCUAUGUCCACGCAGGUUCCAGGCGCUCCGCGACGCGACCAACGACCUGCCGCCGGACGUGUGUGGCGGUUGCGAGCACGCGGCCGUCGUCUUUGAGCGGGACGGCACGAAGCUGUGCCUCUGCGCGCCCGGCGGCGACGCGGCCGCGUCGCGCGAGUACGACCGCCUCGUGGAUCGGUGCCGCGGCGAGCGCGGCGCGCUGGCCUGCGCCGCCGCCGGCGGCCGGACCUACGCGUGCGCGCCGCGCGGGCGGUACCUGGUCUUCGCCACGCUCCGCGGGCGCGUCCCGACGGCCGAGGUCGUCGACGCGCUCGCCGCGCUCCAGGAGCGCGCGGAGCGAAGCGACCUGAUAAUGUGAUGUUGCU